ACCGACAACCGUAUCAUUUGCGGUGCAGUCAAAACUACACUUGACAUUUGUCACUCGCUGACUGCAGUCAGGUCAGGUACAUGAAUUAUAGUUUCAUAGAAGAGGUUAUCUCCCACGUGGGAAUAUUAUUAAUUGCAAUUUUUAAACGUAUUUACGGAUGUAUACUGUGACUUUAAUAAAAAAAUGUCACACGAAAAACCUUGUCGUGCAUGUAUGGACUUUAAAUCAUGGGCAAAGAGUCAAAAAAAGACUUUCGAUUCCGAGAAGGAAUCUAAGAAAAAAAAGGAGGAAAGUCCACCUGUAAAUGACAAUAUUAAACGUGACGAUUGUCCAUUAGAUAAAGAUGAGUUAGGUUCAAAAACAUGGUCAUUUUUACAUACCAUGGCAGCAUAUUAUCCUAGUAGUCCAAGUGAAGAACAAAAGACAGAUAUGAAAAAGUUUUUCCAUAUAUUUUCUAAAUUUUAUCCUUGUUAUGUAUGUGCAGAAGAUUUACAGGAACAAUUGAAGCAUUGUCCACCACAAACUGAUUCACAAAAACAGUUAAGCCAAUGGCUCUGCAUUAUACAUAAUGAGGUAAACAAAAAACUUGGAAAAUCAGAGUUUGAUUGUAAUCUUGUUGACCAAAGGUGGAGAGAUGGUUGGCUUGAUGGUUCAUGUGAUUGA
Habropoda laboriosa is the source of this 663-nucleotide messenger RNA. It is a transcript of the gene Alr, whose product is annotated as FAD-linked sulfhydryl oxidase ALR. The coding region runs from base 184 to 663 and encodes 159 amino acids. Gene Ontology annotation, cellular component: mitochondrion. Gene Ontology annotation, molecular function: flavin adenine dinucleotide binding; flavin-dependent sulfhydryl oxidase activity. The record is from RefSeq and is a predicted model, not a curated record. The transcript has 3 exons. NCBI's taxonomy places the organism in Eukaryota, Metazoa, Arthropoda, Insecta, Hymenoptera, Apidae.